UUCGUUACCACCAUUGUAGGCUAGAGACGUAAAAUAGAGAGGCAGCGAGGGAAAAGAGGUUUUUAAACAUUAUUUGACACAGGUGAUCUUCAUUCGAUAUGGCUCGUACUAAGCAGACCGCCCGUAAAUCCACUGGAGGAAAAGCUCCACGCAAGCAGCUGGCUACGAAAGCGGCUCGUAAGAGUGCCCCCUCUACUGGUGGGGUGAAGAAACCCCAUCGCUACAGGCCUGGUACCGUGGCCCUGCGUGAGAUCCGUCGGUACCAGAAGUCCACCGAGCUGUUGAUCCGGAAGCUUCCGUUCCAGCGCCUGGUCAGAGAGAUCGCUCAGGACUUCAAAACCGAUCUGCGCUUCCAGAGCGCAGCUAUUGGAGCCCUGCAGGAGGCCAGUGAGGCGUACCUGGUGGGUCUUUUUGAGGACACCAACCUGUGUGCCAUCCAUGCCAAGCGUGUCACCAUCAUGCCCAAAGACAUCCAGCUGGCACGCCGCAUCCGUGGGGAACGCGCAUAGAUGCCUCCCUGUUUCUCUCUUCUUCUCUCUUUUCCUGCGCGCCCCUCCCCUCCUCCUCUACUCCCUCCUCCUCCACUCCCUCCUCCUCUACUCCUCUACUCCCUCCUCCUCCGUUGGUAGUUUUUAGAACAUCAGUGGUUAUGAUGAGGAUUUGAUGUGUAGUCGUGUUUCUCUCUCUCUCUCUCUCUCUCUCUCUCUCUCUGUCCUUGGCAGCAGACUUUUAGGGUACUACUUUGUGCAUGUCCCAAUUUGUUGCUGAUCAUAUGAACACACACACACACACACACACACUGAUAGACUCACAUUUUCUGGCUCCUCGCCUGAUUACAGAGUUAGGCUGUCAUGACAUGUCAGGAGUCUUUUCGGGAGACGGAGCGAGUGAAAGCAUUAUGCAGUGUGUGUGUGUGUGUGUUUUGGGUGAGGGGUCGGGGUUGGUCUGCAGAUGGAGAUGUCUUCCUCCUGUGCAGGGUGCUACAACUACAACCACCGCCCCUCCCUCUGCCUCUGUGUCCCACAGUGACACAUGACACAGCUCUCCUGUGCCCGCUCACGGGAGAGAUGCUCCCCACAAGUCUGUGUGUGAGCGAGCGAGCGAGCGUGUGUGUGUGUGUGUGUGUGUGUGUGCGAGCGUGUGUG
Messenger RNA from Chanos chanos (milkfish), 1145 nucleotides. Its product is annotated as histone H3.3. NCBI's taxonomy places the organism in Eukaryota, Metazoa, Chordata, Actinopteri, Gonorynchiformes, Chanidae. Gene Ontology annotation, molecular function: structural constituent of chromatin; DNA binding; protein heterodimerization activity. The transcript has 4 exons. The record is from RefSeq and is a predicted model, not a curated record. The coding region runs from base 99 to 509 and encodes 136 amino acids. Gene Ontology annotation, cellular component: nucleosome.